Messenger RNA from Equus quagga, 3054 nucleotides. It is a transcript of the gene BTLA, whose product is annotated as B and T lymphocyte associated. The transcript has 6 exons. The record is from RefSeq and is a predicted model, not a curated record. NCBI's taxonomy places the organism in Eukaryota, Metazoa, Chordata, Mammalia, Perissodactyla, Equidae. Gene Ontology annotation, cellular component: plasma membrane. The coding region runs from base 134 to 1045 and encodes 303 amino acids. Gene Ontology annotation, biological process: immune response-regulating cell surface receptor signaling pathway. Gene Ontology annotation, molecular function: signaling receptor activity.
CCCCUCCUCUCUCUUUUUUAUUUGUUUCACAGAUGUCUCUGAGGUAGGUAAGUUGAUUCAAUCCUGAAGAAUUCAGGGGAGGAACGGAAGCCAUCUCCUUGAGAAGUUUGUCCAUCCUUGAUAUACACAGGAAAUGGAGACAUCAUCUGCCAUGCUUGGAAUUGGGAAAUUGUUUUCAGUCUUCUUCCUAAUCCCACAUCUGGGCAUCUGGAGUAUUGACGGGGGAAAAUCAUGUGAUAUACAGCUUUACAUUAAGAGGGACUCCCUACACACUGUCUCAGUUGGGAGUCCAUUGCAACUGAAAUGCCCUGUAUCAUACUGUGCAAAUAGACCUAACGUGACCUGGUGCAAGCUUGAAGAAAAAAGCUGUUCAUAUCUUAGGAAUAGACCUCAGACGCACACAAGUUGGGAAGCAAAGGACAAUAUUUCCAUUUUUGUUCUGCAUUUUGAUCAAGUACUUGUUAGUGACAAUGGAUCAUACCGCUGUUCUGCAAAUAUUCCACCUGGAGUCAUUGAAAGCCACUCAAUAACCGUUAUUGUGACAGAACGGACUCAAAACAAUUCAGAACACCCUCUAAUAAAUGCAACCAGUGCCUCAGCAACAACCUCCAAGGAAGAGACAGCGGACAAACGAUGGAUCCUGUAUAGUUUUCUUCCUUUGGGGGGAUUGCCUCUGCUCAUUACCUGUUUCUACCUAUUCUUCUGCCUGAGAAGGCACCAAGGGAAACAAAAGAAGCCUUCUGAUACAACAGGAAGGGAAAUUAACCUGGCUGAUGUUCCUCAGCCCUUUAGGAGUGAGCACACUGAAGUGGGCACCAGGCAAAAUUCCCAAACACUGCCAUCAGAAACUGGAAUUUAUGAUAAUGACCCCCUGUUCGGGGUCCAGGAAGAGUCUGGGGUUUAUUCUAACCCAUGUCUGGAGGACAAUAAACAAGGCAUUGUUUAUGCUUCCCUGAACCAUUCCCUCGUUGGAAUAAACCCAAGACAGGCAAGAAAUGUGAAAGAAGCACCUACGGAAUAUGCCGCUAUAUGCGUGAGGAGUUAAAUCUGGUCCCGGUCUCCAGCCAUGACUACAGAAUGAUCAGCAUGUCAGCACCAUUGUCUGAGCCCACAGAAUGUCAAAGAACAUUCCUUGACCUGAGAAGUUUCACUUUAAGGAGGUUCAUGUUGGUGCUUGGGUCUUAAGGGUCCACAGGACAAAUAACUAAAAUUUCUCCCAGGUGCUUCUUUGGGAGCCUUUUAUACUAUAGCCUUGAACAACAAAAUCUUCUCUCUGAAACUAUGUGAUAUCCUGAGUAGCAGAGUAGUAGAACAUUUCAAUUUAGCUACAUUUUACCCAAUAUACAAACUCAAUAUUUUCUUUGGACCUAUCAGAGACAUGAAAGGAAGAGAGGUUUGUGUUAUCUGGAUCAGUUCGCUACACUCUCUUGAAAAAUAAUGUCCCAAUUAACUAACUAGUCAUAAAUACAGAAAUGUUUAUUUCCAGUCAAUCUUCCAUAAUAAGAAAUUAUGCUCUGUCAAUCUAAUACUGGGGUUUCUUAAAUGUAAAGGAGAAAUAACUUUAGAUUUGGUGAUAUUACAAAAGAAUGGAAAGAAUAAAUGGUGCAAUAAAGAUGUGGAGUACAGCAACUGGAAGCGAGGUAGAUGUUCCCCAUAUCUGACAAACAAGUGCUUAUUAUAUCCGCCCUGUUAGAUUGCUAAGCAAACAUAGGUAGUCAUGGAGCAACUAAUGUAUGGUGCAUUUAUAAACAAAAUGGUGACUCAGUGUUUGGGUCACAUAGACUAAUAUAUAUGAAUGUGACAUAAUGCUGCUGAAUUAACAUACUUACAGGUAUCUGAACAGGUAUAAAAAUCAGUGAGAUUAUUGUCAGGCAAGGGCAGAUCGAUGGCUUAAACUGCUUCAUGGUUGACCUCAUAGCAAAUUAAAAGCACAAUUAAUAGAAUGGAGAAAAGUCCAAAAUAUUUAAUUGGCCUGUAUAGGUCAACAUACUUUCAUUCGCCACAUCUGUGUCUUGCUGUUCUUCUUAUUAAGGAAGAGAAAAUCAGAUAGUGAAGUAUUACAGUUUGAUAACCAUUCCUUUAAAAAUACUGAGGUUGCAGCUACUGAAGAGUAUAGCAAGAAGAGAUGCUUCCAGAUUUUCUAAAUUUCCAGAGUUCUUGAGUCUAAUUAUUUCAAAAACAGCCUACAACUUUUUUCAACAGCUUGAGGCUAUUCAGGUUCUCAGGUGCUGCUACUAGUAAUACAAUAGACCUCAUACAAAGUGGAUAGCAAAGGUUAGGACCCAUUUGAACCAAUGUGUGAGCUGCUGCACAAACGAAUGCGGGGGUGCGUGUGUGUGUGUGAGUUAGUGCGUAGAAGGAAGGGUAGGUGACUUACAGAAAUUGUACAAGAGAAACUGACAAGCUGAAGUUCUAUUUCAGUUCGCUAAAGAAGCUCAAAAUAUAGAGUAAGCGGGUCAUUACAAAAAAAUGUAUGAAAGUAAUGUAUGAAAUUAUGGGGACAGGAGUAAAAUUUUUUGUCCCAAAAGAUGAACUUGAGAUUUUUGUGGCCAAGCUUUUCUUAUGUAACUUUGGCAUUAAGAUUUUGCCCCUUAGAUUGGGGUUACGGGUGUUGUUUUAGAGUCACUAUUUUCUAGCCAGUAUGAUAUCGUUAAACCUAGAAUUUUGAGUAACCCUAAUUCUAGGUAGACUCUUUUAGCCAAGCUGCAUUUUUGGGAAACUUAGGUACAAAAGGCGUAUUAGAAUAGCUUCUUGCGGUACUCUUAAAAAUAGAAACAGGAAGUAUGGGGAGGAUGCAUUUUGCUGUCCUUAUCAGAUAAACUCACAAAGCUGAACAGUUCCUUCAUAAUCUUCUUGAAUUUAAAAAACAAGAUAUUUCUGUCUAUUGUUUAUAAUAUUCUUAGCAUGCCUUACAGUAAAGACAAUGUUGAUAAUGAUUUCAUCUCUGUAAAUGAUUUAUAUAUGUAUUUGUACCAUCCUGCCAAAAUCAUAAAUCAUUUAUGCUUUUAUUUCUUCUUAAUAAAAGGUGUCAGAGUUAUAUAUGUAUUUCCCAAA